Messenger RNA from Plasmodium coatneyi, 1782 nucleotides. RefSeq lists its product as uncharacterized. The transcript is spliced from 2 exons. The record is from RefSeq and is a predicted model, not a curated record. The coding region runs from base 1 to 1782 and encodes 593 amino acids. NCBI's taxonomy places the organism in Eukaryota, Apicomplexa, Aconoidasida, Haemosporida, Plasmodiidae.
AUGUUACCCGAUGCUGAUGACCACAUUCCAGAAGAAUUACCUUCACAGAAGGUAUAUAAGAAACUUAAAAAUCAAGAGUGCUAUUCUAAUCAUGCUGGGUCUUAUAAAGGAAAAAGGGGACAAUUAGAGACAGAUCGUAAUAUUAAACCCUAUGCACAAAAAAUAGCAGAUGCCUGGUGCAACAUACUUAGGGACGAGUAUCGGGAAAAACUGGGCACAGAGCCCUGUAAGUUUCUAUAUUGGUACAUAGGAAGUGCAUUGCCGGCCACUUCGGGAGGAAUACAAUUUUUCAGCCUUUUGAAUAAAAUUUACACUACACUGAGUCCAGAAAUAUAUAAAUAUAAGUGCUAUAUUGCAUAUUCUGAUAAUAUUAGCAAAAGCCUCUUCAAUAAUUGGAAAAUUGUCUAUGAUUAUUGGUAUGACUAUGAAAAUAUAAAAGGGAAGUUACUGGGUAGUGGUACACCUAAUAAAGAAGCCUAUUGUAAGCGCGUCAGGGAAGCUACUUCAGCAUAUACGGAAGUACAAACACAUUGUGACAGUCAUGGAAGUACUAAAUAUUGUCAGGAAUUCAGGAGCAAGUAUAAAAAGUGUAUUGUUGACCAAUCAUUAGAAACAAAAUGUGAAGAAGCACUUGAAACAGAAGAUCCAGCAGUGGCAAAAGGAACAGUACAAACACAAGUCAAACUAACGAAGGCGAAUUUGGAGGUGUUACCCUCAUAUGUGCAAUAUUAUAGGGGGUUCAUAAAAACUCUUGACUAUUGCACUUAUUGCCCUUUCCCCAGAGUAAAAAUAAGGGACGCAAUAAAAACAUAUUUUCACGAUGAAAAAUAUGCAACGGUAGUUGCAAAGGCGUUGUGUUACGCAUCUAGUAAGAUACAGGACGCUGAGUCCUAUAAAGAUGUGGGUUGUAAAUUUUUCAAUUUUUGGCUACAAGAUAAGUUCUCUGAAAAAUUGAAGAAGGGGGAUGAUGGUACUUCAUUUUCGACAUUGGUGGAAGCAAUUAACAAGGAGCUUAGUGGUAUUGAUUCUAAACAUAGGUGUGAGAUCAACGAUCUCAAUACCACCACCUCCACCAGUGGUGGUGGCGUCUCUUUCCAACAUAAAAAAACACUAUUUGAAUUCCUCACUGACCAUGAAAAAAUAAUGAAUCCAUUCGGCAGUCCCAUGACUUCUGAUAUGAAAUGUGAUAAGAAGUAUAAAAAACACUUAGAGGACAUUGUUUCUGCCUAUAACGAGGUGCACACUAAGUGUGGGAAGAGUACUGAUACAUGCCAUAGCGAAUUUAAGGAAGUAUUUCAAAAAAACGACAAUAAUUCAACAUUAACUUUAGAAUGUCAGUUAGUGACUGAAUCAGGUGAGGAUGUUGAAUCUGAGGGAGAAGAUAAAUUCCCAUCUUCUGCAUUUAAUGAACUUUCUGAUGAUCAAACUGUCACCUGCAAUGAACAAUGGAGGAGAGCAUUAGAAAGUCCUCAAUUAUUGAGGGAAAGCGGAGCUGGAAUCACCCCUAUUGCGGUUUCCUCCGCUGCUGCAGCAUUAAUAGGACUACCUGCAUUGGCAUACUAUUUUUACAAGUACAAAUCUUUCGUCUUGAGGAAGCAUAACCACACUGGGGGAGGAAUGAGCGGAAGCAAAAGAGAAGGAAGAGAGAAAAGGUCCCUUAGGAGAAUAUUUAACACGUUCUCAAACGGCGACGACAGCUCAACGGAGUACGACUCAACAACGGAAUAUACAACUGAUGACUCUACCACACUAUAUUCCAUUCCAUACACAUCAUCUAGGUGA